This is a messenger RNA of Metopolophium dirhodum (rose-grain aphid), 765 nucleotides long. RefSeq lists its product as uncharacterized. The coding region runs from base 1 to 765 and encodes 254 amino acids. The record is from RefSeq and is a predicted model, not a curated record. The transcript has 2 exons. NCBI's taxonomy places the organism in Eukaryota, Metazoa, Arthropoda, Insecta, Hemiptera, Aphididae.
AUGAAUCCUGGGAUUUAUCACCAUUUUGGUUUAGCCUCGGGUAUUAAAAAAUAUGCACCAGAAAACUUAUUAGAGUUGAAAAUCGCUGUUGGAAUCGAUGGUUUGCCCUUGAGUAAAAGUAGUGGAAAUCAGUUUUGGCCAAUAUUGGCCUAUAUUAUUACACAAUGUUCAACCAAAAAAGUUUUUCCGAUAGGAAUUUACUAUGGCCAAAGUAAACCAGAAGACAGCAAUGAAUUUCUUUCUGAAUUUGUCACAGAAGCUGAAGAUUUGAUAACAAAUGGAAUUAGAAUAAAUAAUGUUAUUAAAAAAAUAUCUAUAAGUUUCAUUUGUUGUGAUUCUCCAGCUAAAGCAUUUGUUUUACGUGUUAAAACCCAUUCAGGAUUUCAUUCAUGUACCCGUUGUUUCAUUAAUGGUGAUUAUCAAAAAAACAGAGUUUGUUUUCCAUACUCUAACAGGAAAUUUCCCUUAAGGGAUCAUAGUUCAGUUAUAAAUAUGGUGGAUGAAGAUUAUCAUACAUCAGAAUUACCUUCAGUUUUAACAAAAUUAAAUGAUUUUGAUUUAGUAAAAUCAUUACCACUUGAUUAUAUGCAUUUAGUCUGUUUGGGAAUAACAAAAAAGUUAUUGUUGCUUUGGAAAUCUGGGCCUUUAAAAACACGUUUACCCUCUAAAGAUAUUAAAAAAAGAGUAGAAGUCUCCUUGAAGUUGGACGCUGGAAAGCUGUUGAGCUACGAUUUUUUUUACUUUAUUCAGGGCCAGUUGUUUUAA